Messenger RNA from Beta vulgaris subsp. vulgaris (sugar beet), 2055 nucleotides. Its product is annotated as H/ACA ribonucleoprotein complex subunit 4. NCBI's taxonomy places the organism in Eukaryota, Viridiplantae, Streptophyta, Magnoliopsida, Caryophyllales, Amaranthaceae. Bases 131 to 1843 code for a protein of 570 amino acids. Gene Ontology annotation, cellular component: box H/ACA snoRNP complex. Gene Ontology annotation, molecular function: pseudouridine synthase activity; RNA binding. Gene Ontology annotation, biological process: mRNA pseudouridine synthesis; snRNA pseudouridine synthesis; box H/ACA sno(s)RNA 3'-end processing. The transcript has a single exon. The record is from RefSeq and is a predicted model, not a curated record.
CAAAAAACUAAAAGCCUCCAUCUUAUUAUUUUCCCACAUAAAACGAUAAAACUCUCCUUCAUUCCACCCAAACCCUAACAAAACCCUAAUUUUUAUCUUCUCUCUCCUCCGAAUUCACCCACCUUCAUCAAUGGCGGACGUCGAUGUUCUUCGCUCUGACAAGAAGAAGAAGAAGAGCAAAAGCAAGGGAGGUGAAGAAAACGACACCAUAGAACCACAAAACGACACCAACAACACUGAUUUCUUAAUCAAACCGCAGAGUUUCACUCCAUCAAUCGACACUUCACAGUGGCCAAUUCUUCUGAAGAAUUACGAUCGUUUAAAUGUAAGAACUGGGCAUUACACUCCACUUCCAUCUGGUUAUUCACCAUUAAAAAGACCAAUUGCUGAAUACAUAAGGUAUGGUAUUCUUAAUUUAGAUAAACCUGCAAAUCCUUCAUCUCAUGAAGUUGUUGCUUGGAUUAAACGUAUAUUACGUGUUGAAAAAACUGGGCAUUCUGGUACUUUAGAUCCUAAGGUUACUGGGAAUUUAAUUGUUUGUAUUGAGAGAGCAACUCGUUUAGUUAAAUCUCAACAGGGAGCUGGAAAAGAGUAUGUUUGUAUUGCUAGAUUACAUUCUGCUGUUCCAGAUGUUGCUAAAGUUGCUAGAGCUUUGGAAACACUUACAGGGGCCGUGUUUCAGCGUCCGCCAUUGAUUUCUGCUGUUAAAAGGCAGCUUAGGAUUAGGACUAUCUAUGAAAGUAAGCUGCUUGAGUAUGAUGCAGAGAAGCAUUUGGUUGUUUUCUGGAUUAGUUGUGAGGCGGGUACGUAUGUGAGGACAUUGUGUGUUCAUUUAGGGUUGUUGUUGGGUGUGGGUGGGCAUAUGCAGGAGCUUAGGAGGGUGAGGUCUGGGAUAUUGGGGGAGAAGGAUAAUAUGGUGACAAUGCACGAUGUGAUGGAUGCGCAAUGGAUGUAUGAUAAUUACAGGGAUGAGAGUUAUUUGAGGCGGGUGAUUAUGCCGUUGGAGGUUGUUUUGACGAGUUAUAAGAGGCUUGUUGUGAAGGAUUCUGCUGUGAAUGCUAUUUGUUAUGGUGCUAAGUUGAUGAUUCCGGGGUUGCUUAGGUUUGAGAAUGAGGUUGAGGUUGGAGAGGAGGUUGUUUUGAUGACUACUAAGGGUGAGGCGAUUGCUUUGGGGAUUGCGGAGAUGACUACUGCUGUUAUGGCUACUUGUGAUCAUGGGGUGGUUGCCAAGAUUAAGAGGGUGAUUAUGGAUAGGGAUACUUAUCCCAGGAAAUGGGGGCUUGGACCAAGAGCCUCUAUGAAGAAGAAGCUCAUUGCGGAAGGUAAAUUAGAUAAACAUGGUAAGCCGAAUGAGAAGACUCCUACUGAGUGGGCUAGGAAUGUGGUGCUUCCCACUGGUGGGGAUUCUAUGAUUGCUAGCAUUGCUGCUUCAGCUGAUCCUGUGAAGACAGAGGAAACGGUAGUAGAAGAGAAGAAGGAGAAGAAGCAUAAGAGGAAAUUGGAGGAGGUUGAUGCUAGCCCUGCUGCUGAUGGUGUCAAGAAGAUGAAAGUUGAGGAGGAAGAGGUUGUCGAGGUGACAGAGAAGAAAAAGAAGAAGAAGAAGGAAGCUGAGGAACCCGUUACUCCUGAUGUAGAGAAGUCCAAGUCUAAGAAGGAGAAGAAAAAGAAGGAUAAAGAGGAAAAGGCUGACUCAUCUGAUGAGGAGAAAUCCGAGAAGAAGAAAAAGAAGAAGAAGAGCAAGGAUGUUGAAAAUGGUGAUGCACAUGAGGAAAGCCUAAGUGAGAAGAAGAAGGAGAAGAAGGAAAAGAAGAAAAAGAAGGAUAAAGACGCUGAUGAAGAAUGAAAGAAGACAGUUUUUGGAUGGAAAUAGCUCUUAGAAUUGUAUGUUAUUGUUUUCUUCUUUAGUUAUCUCAGGCUGUUAAUUUUGUAGUGUUUGCAUGAAUUUCCAGAAGAACUAUGUUGGAAUUUAGAUUUUGCUCAUUGAAUGAGUUCUCUUGUGCCCUUGACCCUGGGGCCUUUUUAAUUAUGAAGUUAUGAUAAUAUUACCCUUUUUCA